AUGGCAGUAGGUGUUGAAACUAAAGCUGAGGAGGAGGCUAAAACCGACGAACCAGUUUUUAUCGGAGAAAUGAUGAAUGCAGUUGAACUAGUUUCACUGAGAACUGGCACGAACCCAAUUCUUAGUCUGAGAACUAGGUUUAUCCCAGUUCUCCGAAUUGAGAGAGAUUAUAUAACUGUAAUUAACAAGAGCCGACUUACACAUUUCACUUCACUUAAGUACUUUCUCUUCAAUUCUUGGUUUUCUUUUCUUGUUCAAGAAAACCAAGAUGACACAGAAGUACAAGAAUUCUUUCACAAGGAACGUCAGUGUCUCUCUGUUGAAGCCUUUAAUGACCCAAAUAUUCAUCUUCUCAGAACCAAUUUUGCAUUGUUUUUAGCUGAAUUUUGUGCGUCUGAGGCAUACUGCAGUAAGAUAGGGCGUUUUGCAAACAAGUCUCAAUUCGAUGCGUUAAUUCCAUAUAUGGCAAUGAACUACUUGGAUGAAUUCAUUUCAAAACACGAAUUGCCGACUUUAGGAGAAGCUAAUGAAGCGUAUCGUAGUCGUGUUCUAGCUGUUGCUUGCCUAUGCAUUGCUUGGAAGUUGAUGACUCAAGGUUUCAAAAACGCUAUUUUAUCGAAACACUGCCCAGAUCUGCGAAUCAAACUGAAAGAUUUGAACAAAGUUGAGAAAUUGGUUCUGAAAAUAAUCAACUGUCGAGCAUUUCGUGUGAAUGCGCUUUGCUUCGUUCAGUAUUUACUGAGUUUAGUAGCAGAACCAGAGAUGAGUUUGACACCAAUUAUCAUUCAGCUCAUAGUUCAAUCACAAGCUGAUGUAAAGCUUACUCAGUUCAAGUGUUCGGUGUUAGCAGCAUCGGCUAUUUUAGUCACCUGCUCUCCUCAGGCUCAUUCAGAAUACAAGGAAAAGUUCGCAGGGACAGAUAUCAAAAUGGAUCAAGACAAACUAGAUGAUUGUGUGCAAAUGCUGACUGAGUUCCGGGAAAAAAUAUGGAACCCGACUGAGAUUAUUGCUCCUCAGAAUACAAGUCCUGAAGGUGAAGAGCCAUCAUCUUCAACAGAAACACCUGAAAAGAAACGAGCGGAGAAGGAAGAAGAAUUACUUCGGAGUUUUGGCUUGAAGUGGAAAACUUAUUAUGACAAUAUAAACCUGACAACGGACAGAACUCUAUUUCCCUGUGAAGCUGAAGAACCAGCACCAGAACCAGAAUUUGCUGAUCUUGGCGACUUCGUAGACUUGUCCUCAUUUCCUACCUCCUAGAUAUUAGAGAUACCUUUCCAUCACUUCAUUCCCAACUAUGUGCGUUUUUUUAGUUACUUUUCCGUUUCCGAAACUCUCACGAACUCUUAAAAAAUGUAUCAAGGCAGUUUCUGCAAAUAAUAGUCAUAUUUAGAAAUAGGAUGAAAUUUCCUAUGACGGCAUUAGCUAAUAACAGCAGCUGCCGAGGCUGGAGCUGUGGUGGUUGCGUUGACGACGGCUUGCAAAAAUUGAGAAGAUGAAUCUGUAGAAUCCAUAAGUAGAUGAAGAUCAAAUUAACCGGUCCUAACAUCUGUGGCCAUAUAUGUGAUAGGCCAAACUUCUGCACAGAUAUACUUUUCCUCAAUAGUACUUUUCUUGUGCAAUUUAAAUCAGCAACAGAAAAAUGCUUUAAUAUAAGA
Molecule: messenger RNA, 1655 nt
Organism: Mercurialis annua (annual mercury)
Lineage: Eukaryota; Viridiplantae; Streptophyta; Magnoliopsida; Malpighiales; Euphorbiaceae
Exons: 9
Coding region: 1-1257 (418 amino acids)
Biological process (GO): mitotic cell cycle phase transition; regulation of cyclin-dependent protein serine/threonine kinase activity
Cellular component (GO): cyclin-dependent protein kinase holoenzyme complex; nucleus; cytoplasm
Molecular function (GO): cyclin-dependent protein serine/threonine kinase regulator activity
Source: RefSeq, a predicted model, not a curated record